Messenger RNA from Contarinia nasturtii (swede midge), 8526 nucleotides. It is a transcript of the gene Ncoa6, whose product is annotated as putative mediator of RNA polymerase II transcription subunit 26. NCBI's taxonomy places the organism in Eukaryota, Metazoa, Arthropoda, Insecta, Diptera, Cecidomyiidae. The record is from RefSeq and is a predicted model, not a curated record. Gene Ontology annotation, biological process: positive regulation of transcription by RNA polymerase II. Gene Ontology annotation, cellular component: transcription regulator complex; histone methyltransferase complex; nucleus.
UAUUGUUCGCACUCAAUGAAACAAAUUAGUCCUACAAAAAAAAUCCAUUUUUUGUGUUUUUUCCGUUUACUAUCUGCGAUUUUGAAGUUUGUGGAUCGAAAAACUCAAUCGAAUAUGUUGAAAAUUGUGUUAUUUUUGAAUUGAUUGUGUUUUUAAUUCUGCAUUUCAUUUAAUUUGAUGACAUUAAAGUGUGUCAUGCAAAUGGGAUUUUGUUAGUUAUUGUUCGUGCGCCAAAUAAUAUUAAUAACGAAAUGGUUCCCAGGAAAAAUAAAGUGUUCUAAUUGAACCAAGUUGACAACACGGACAACAUAAAUAUCUUCAAAUCAACAUCCAAGAAGUGAACUCGAAACCAAAAUAAGAAAACAAAGUGCAUUGAAUGUAUAAUAAAAAGUAAAAAAGGCCGUCGUUUCAUUGUGAAGAGAUCAUAAUUCAGUGAAAUUGGCAUAUAUUUGUAAGAAAACGGAAGAAGAAAACAGUGCAUUAUCCAUUUGAAACUGAUUAGAAAGAUGCACACACAAAAUGGCGGAAGAUAGUGAUGGUACGUUAAAAGCAGUUGUAAUCUGUGAAGGCGACCUACAUGAUCCAGAUUUUCCGCAAAAAUUCCGCUCAUUAUUGGGUAGACUAAAGUCAAUAUUAGAUCCACCGAAGCGACGAAAACGUUUUCUCAAAGUAGACAAGGUUGAACCAUGGAACAGUGUACGUGUUACACUUUCGAUUCCAAAGGAGGCUGCUUCGAAAUUGCGACAAUUGGCAGCCGAAGGAAGUGCAGCUCUAAGAGCGCUUGGAAUAUUGUCUGUGCAACUCGAAGGCGAUACUGUGAUAUCUUUACGUUUAGUGGGACAAGAAGAAAUUGUUUUAAGGACAGAAAGCGAAAAUGCACCAGCCGUCAAUGGUCAGAAUCGGAAUAGUGCAGCCGCCAAUGAUUUUACAAAUUUACUUGCACACGUGCCUACACCACAGAACAAUCAGCAGUCACAGCAAACCAUAUGUGCCGGAAGUGGAGAAGGACCGAGCGGUUUGUCGACGACGACGACCAUUAAACAAUCGCAAAUCAUUCGAAUGAAUUCGAUUGAUCCAUCGCUAGGUGUAAAUGGUCCAUUGGAUCCAAAGGCUAUUUUUAAAUCGCCAAAUACAAUAUGUCCCAUGGAUGGUAAACUGCCAACGCCGGUGCCAUCGAAUAUAAUCGAAGCGCGUGAAUAUCCAUUUGAGAGUAUGACACAAGCACGUGUCAUUCAAAGACGUGAAAAUACGUUGGGUCAACAACAGAUACAAAAUCAACAACAACUACCACCACCAUCACCACAGCAACAGCAGCAGCAGCUGCAGCAGCCGCAACUUAUUCGACCACCAUCGACAGAUCAACAAGCACCACCACCGCCUCCAUAUCCGGGCGCAUCGCCGACACGUAAUGCCAAUGUGAAUAUGAUGAACACGCAUAUAGUCACAAAUAAAAUUGCGCUAAAUCAACAAGCAUCGACAUCCGGAAAUAUUGCAAUAUCAAGCCCAUUGCUUGUGAAUCUAUUGCAAACCGAAUCAACAUCGUCAUCGUCGUCAACAAAUGCACCAAAAACAAUGAUUGCCGCAAAUGCGCCAACAACAAUUAUGAAAAAUGGCCAAGAAAUCGUAAUACUGAGCAAUAAUUCGAUGCCACCGCAUCCAAUGCAACAAGUAAAUCAUACACAGAACUUUGUAAUUGCAAAUAGCAGUGGCACGGACUUAGGUUUUAAUAAAUGUAUAGUUAAUAAGCAAACGAUACAAUCGCCAAGCCCACACCAUCAAAUGCGUGUGCAACAACAAUUUGUAAAUGUGUCGACCGUUCAGUCUGUUCAAUCGACAAUCAAUGAGUCAAUGCAGCAAUCACAACAACAGCAGCAGCAGCAACAACAACAACAAACUCUAAUACAUAGCAACAAUAAUAGCGGUAAAGAUAAUAACAGUAAUAGCGAAAGAAAUCUAAACAAUAGUAAUGUAUUAAGCACAGUGCCACAACAAGCAAAUAGUAUCGUAAUCGCUGGUAAUGCUACUACAGUGCCUUCGACAAUAAAUAGCGUGAACAAAAUUCAAUCGAGAUAUCCUCAGCAGCAACAGCAUCAAGCGAUACCACCUCAAUUCCAACAACAAUUUGCAAAUCAAUCACAAAUCAGAGCCACCAUGAUAUCUGCUCAAAAUGCCAAUCAAUCACCACAAAAUCAUCAUCCAAAUCAACAGCCAAUGGCAAAUAUGAUAUCGAUACCACCUAAUCAAAUGAAUACAUCACCACAAACAAUACCCGCUCAAGUUGUAUUACAGAAGCAACAACAAAUACGUGCUAUGCAUCCAAAUAUGAUUGCUCAACAGCAGCAACAGCAACAAAUGAUCGGUGCCAAUAUUCAUCAUCAGGUUGAAUUCCGCCAACCGGCGCCAGCAACAAAUGUUGUUCUACAGCAAAACCAAAUACAACCAAAUCAGAUGCAACAGUUUCAGCAGCAAUCUCCACAUAUGAUGCAGCAGCCGCAGAUAAUAGCUGGAAAUUCAAUACAAUUUAAUACGCCAAUGGGAUCUCAACAAUCACAACAGCAACAACAAACACAGCCACAGCAAAUGGAUCAAUCAACAUUUAAUCCACGAUGGCCGUUAAAACCGAUGGAUUCGGCAACGCAAUCCAGUUUUCAAGAAUUCACGCGAUAUCAAAUGCAAUACAAUUUAAGUCAGCAACAACAACAAACGGCACCCGAAGAUUCACUAGCUGAUCAAUUGGCCGAUUUGGAUGAAAUAACACGCACCGAUUUAGAAUCAUUGUUGCCCAGUAUAAAUGAUACCGAUUUAGACUCAGCUUUAGGUUUAGAUAUGAAAGCGCCUUUAGAAUCGUUACUCGAUGCAAAAGAUUUGGAAUUGGAUCUAAUCGAUGAGACUAUGGAUACAACAGCAUCGACAAAUGUUCUUGGUGGAACUGGUAUUCCAUCGACAAAUGUCACAAACAAUCAAAUCGUAUGCAUGCCGCCACAACAAAAUCCAAAUAUGAUGCCAUUUCAGCAAAAUCAAUCAAAAAUUCCAAUGCAACAGCAACAGCAACAUCAUCAACAAACGGUCGAAAUGAAUAUUAAUCAUUUUCGAGCAGCGACGACAAUGGAUAAACGACCCUUAAAUCCUCAACAUCAAAUGCAACAGCAACAGCAACAACAACAAACCAAUAUGUUGAACCCAUCCAUGAACGCACCACAACAUCAUCCAUCGAUGCUUGGAAAUAUGCAAAAAACACCGCAUUCGCAUCCGCAUCCGCAUCAUCAAUUGAUUCAUGCGCAACAUAAAUUCGAGCAAAAAAUGAAACAACCGAUUGCUGGAAAGGAAAAGCAGGUGCUUAUAAACCCAUUGACUGGUGUACUCGAACCGAUUCCAUCGGAGGAGAGUGGCGAUGAGCUUGCUACAACUGAUGGUGGACUUGCAUCGUUCAAUGAAUUCAAUUUGACGACAUCAAUAGCGACACCAACACAAAUAACAACAGCAACAACAUCCAGUUUAAUGUAUUCAGAUGAUGAUAAUUCAUGCAGUACAUUCUCAAAAACAUCCGAUCACAGUGAUAACGAUCGUUCCAGCCUUUCGGAAUAUUCGGGCAAAGGCAAAAAUGCAGGCAAACGAAAAGAGAAAAAAGAAGUUGUGAAAAAGCCGAAAAUUCCAAAAGAAAAAACCCCAAAAGGUUCAUUGCUUAAGGAAAAACUGCAGCAAGGCUUGAAAGAGAAAAUUAGCAAAAACAAAGAAAAAAUUAAAGCAAAAAAUUUGCCAUCGCCCAUCAUUUCGAAUGCGACCAUUGCUGAAAUGAGUGACAAAAGUAAUCCUGAAAAAAUUAAACUACGCUUGAAAUUAGAAAAAUCCGAACCAGUGACACCAGCAUAUAAAGUCGAUGUGAGUUUUGGUGAUAAUUUAAAACGUACGCCAAACGUAUCGAAUCCGGCCGGUUCAUCAACAUCACACAACACAUCUUUGUCGGCAUCAAAUAGUCCAAUGAAUAGCACACUAACGCCGGGAAGUGAAGAAUUACGUGUGCCCCCAUUGCACAUUAGUUUACGCGGACGAAAUUCGGUUGUUAUUAAAAAUUCGAAAAAAGGCCGAAAGAAAUCUCAAAGCGGUGUCGAAGAUGAUGAUAAAAAAUCAAGCAGUAAAAAGUCAUCGUUGAGCAAUGCAGCGAAUCCAAGUACACCAAAUAUUGAUGCGACUCAACUUACAAACAAUACAAAUCGUUUACAUCACACUACCACCAAUGACGAUUCAACAAAUUUCAAUACAAAUACACCGUCAAAUGCAAUGGAUCAUUUUGUUGAUAGCAGUAGAGUUGGAACAUUGCUUGAAGACGGAACCGCCAAUCAAACGGAGAAAAUGGAUCAGUCAAAACAGUCAAAUCAGUCGGAAGCAACGAAACGAUUGAGUGGUGAUUUAAAUGCUUCAACAAAUGGACCAAUUCAAGCAGAAAAGAAGCGUCGAUUAAGUCAAAACUCAGUUUCAACGAUAGCCGGCAGUGGUCAAGAGAUGCCAAUAUCAUCAAUUACCGUUGGCACAACAUUGGUGACAUCGAGAAGCUCAAUGAUGCCAAUGACGGACAACUCCGUUGAGUCUAUCAGAGAGGCAAUCGGUUCAACGAAUGUUGGUACAUUGAAACAUUCAUCGUUAACACCGUCAAAAGUACAAAAAAGCACCAAUAAUAAUAACAAUAGUUUAACUUUGAACAAAGCGAACAAAUUAAAGACCAAAUCACUGAUCACUCUGCUCAAACAUCAACAACAGCAACAGCAAUCGGAUCAAUCGAUUGGAGCCAAUCAAAGUAUAUCGGUAGUCGAUAAACUGAAGCCAAAUGAUGUUGCGCCCCAAGAUGCGAUCGCAGAACGGGAUGGCGGGAAUGUUGAUGAAGAACAUCAAAACAAGCAAAAAUUUCGUGAAUCAAUUGAAAGUGAAGACAAUUCAAAAUCGAAAAACAGUCAAAUUGAAUUGAAUUCAAAUGCCGUCAAUAACACCGAUGACAAAUGCUUGGAAAAGAUAAAAAGUACUCAAAAUGAUGCGAAAACCGACGUGAUUGAAGUGAAUAACAUCGGAAACGGAAAUGAUUCUGGUCAAAAGUUAACAUCAAACUCAUCAAAUACAGCAAUCUCAUCGCCAUUUGUAAAUCAAACGAUUGAGGCCAAAGACUCACCACGCCGCGAUAUCAUUGAUGGAAUAAUAAAUGCAUCACAAGCCAUACGCUGUUCACCAGCAUCUCAAGCGCAAGGUGAAGACAGCGGAAUCGAAUCAAUGGAUGCGCUAUCCGAAAAAAGUCCACAUCAAACGGCAAGUCCACACCAAACAGCCAGUCCACAUCAAACGGCCAGUCCACAAACAAAUUACGUAAAACAUCUGGACAGUCCCAAGGAAACGUCGCCCUCAAAAACGUCGCCCGUCGACAGUGGCAAUGGCAAUGACAACGGUAGUGGUAAUGUUGCACUGCGCGGUGAAAACAUAUCGGCCGAAAAGUAUUCAAAUAUCGAAGCCGCAUUGGCCAAAAUGGAAGGUCUGAAUGAGUUUCUAACAAGUGACUGUGAUAAAAAUUCUGUUGAAGUCGAUACGACGUGCGACAGUCAAAAGAUGAAUGGUGAACAUUCAACGUUGGAAAAUGAGAACGCAGCUGAACUUCUGAACGAUCUCGUCGAAUCGAAAAAAAAUCAAAUCCUCUUGGCCGCACUUAACGAAGGCGAUGAUUCGUUGAACAAAAACACUGACAAAGAUAUCGUGUCGAACAUUGAUUCAAAUGAAGUGUGCGAAAAUAAGGAUUUAAAUGAAAAUCAAACGACCAUCGAAAUAGAAACAAAAAAUAAUGUUGACGAAAUGCCAACCAAACCGAUCGAUGAUGCCAAUGAGGAAAAGACAAAAAACACUUCAAACGAAAAACAAACCGUUGAAUCAAAUGCCAACCCUGUGGAACCAUUCAAACAAGAGCCAAUGCCACAAAUUGAGAAUUCGACAGAGAAAAUUGAUUCAGAUGCAAUAGAUACGAAAGAAAAUGAAACAAUCGUACCAGAAUCAAGUGAAUGUUUAUCGGAUUUCGAUCAAACUGUUUCGAAUAUUCAGUACAAUGAAAUGGAUAUGAAUCCAAAAUCCGAGCCAGCUAAAUCGGAAGAAGACAAAGAGAUUGAGGAUACAAUGAAGGCCAUGGAAGUCGAUUCAAAUGAGUCCAAAGUAUUGCAACAAUUAUCCAUUGAAAUUCCAUCCAAUGAGAAUGACAUUGCACAACGCGUACGAACGCGUGCCAGUAGUAAAUUGGAAAGUCCAUUGGAUGCAUUAAAACAAUCACCAUCAGAUUCACCGGCCGGUUCAACGAGAUUCGUGAAAGCGACAAAACGAAAACGUCACGAAUCGGAGAGUUCAACACAAUCGAAUGUAAGUGAUGACAUGCCGAUCCGUGCAAAAAAACCGCGAAAAAUUGGUGAUACAACAUCAAGUUCAACAUCGUCAACAUCAUCGUCGCCGACAAAUGUUCGAUCCAGCGGUGGACAAUUAAAAGAAAUGAUUUUGGUUAGCACAAUGACCACAUCCAAUUCCAAUUAUAAUAACGAUUCGGAAAAUAUGAUCAUUCGAAAAUCAGAGGAUUCAUCCGAUUCAGAUGAGCCGCUGAUUGAAGUAGCCGGAAAAGUACGUAAUGCCAAAAUGUGCAAAGUUAUUCUUGAAUCGGUCAUGCUAAAAAAUCAUCAUAAACCAUCGAUUGGUAGCGUUGUUGGUGAUCAACCAAUUGCCAGCACAAAUCAUGUAUCUCAUUCCAGUAACGAUGGUCAAUUGAAACAAAAUCAAGUACCAAAAAGUGGCGACGAAAAAAGUAGCACGAUGGGCACACGUCGAAGCGUACGAAUGAAUACGGGAACCAAAGCGUCGAAAGUAACCAACAAUCAAAACAGUCAUAGUGUUAGUGCGAAUUCAAUUGAAAAUCAUAAUGAUGCUCGUAAAAGUGGAAACGGUACAACGGCCAAUUCAAUCAAUAACAUCGAAUCAACGUCUUCAAUGGAUGCACGACGCAAAACUCGUAGCACAGGCUUGGACACAAUUGGCGGCGAAGGACGAAGAAGGCGACUGUCUCGUGAUAGCAAGUGACACAGAGCAUGCGUCUCCGAUGGCCAAAUGGACAUUGAUGAGACGCAUUUGAUUUCAAACGAUGAAUAUUAUGAGGUAUCACUCAGCAAUAGUGAUGAUAAUGAAAAUUCCAUUCAUUUCAUCGACACCAAUCAUGAAUUCGAGUGCAUUGAAGAAGAUGACACAUUGGAAGAGCAACAACAAACCAAUCAUGUUGAGAACUAUUACACCAUUGACAUUGAAGAUGAUUUUGACACCGAAACCGAUUUUGAAAAGGAUUCACUAAUCGCAUGAAACAAUAAUUUCAGUCUAUGUACAUUUCAAAGUAAAACUACAUAUAAAUCAGUGACAUAGAGAGUACAUAUUAUAUAUUGUCGUUGUGCAAACGAUAUGCACAUUUAUUUGAGAAAAAAAAAAAACGAAAAAUAUAUGAUAUGAUAAAACAUUUGUACUUGCUUUACACAAUAAAAAAAAGUAAACAAAAUGUGAGAAAAAUAAUGAAAUGACAACAAAUAAAAAUACUUAAGUGACAUUAAAUUGUGGACUAUGAACAAUUUAAAGGGCGGAAAAGUCAAGUUGAAAACAGCUAAAUUGCAUGAAACAUAAAAAAACCUGGCUGCAAAUAUCGUUAUACUAUAAGGACAAAUAAUUGUUGGUUGUCAUUUGAAAAUGAUGACAAGAUAAUGAAAUAAAAGAAAAAUGAAAAUACAUAAUAAUAUAUACCCAAGAGAGAAAUAAAAAGAAAUACAAAAGAUCAUUUAUCUACAUAGAAUUAUAGAAGAGAGAAAACAACAACACAUAAAUUUACUGCAACAGUAAACACAAACAUUUGAGAUAUGAAAAAUAAAUAAAUAAAUGACUAAAUACUAAGAGAAAUUAAAUAAAAACAAAAUGAAAAGAAAAAAUAUUAUUAUGCAAGUUAUAAGGAUUAACAAUAAAUUUAAAAUGUUUUUAUUAAGAUAUAACAUAUAGAGAAAAAGUGUCUUAUAUAUGUAGAGGAGAACGAUGAAGGAGAUAAAAAUGAAUAAUUAUGAUGAUUAAUAGCAAAAUGAACACACAGAUGCUUAAUUGUAAUAGCAUACAAUACACUUUAAAACAAAACAGAACAAAAAAGAAUAUUAAAUUCAUAAUAUUUUUUUAUAUUUGCUGGUCGUGGAAUAAGAGGGAAGCAAAACAAAACAUACAAAUACAGAUUAUAUGGAAAGUUCAGUGGAAAAUUCAAAUCAUACACACAAAAACACAUAUACAACACAAAUGUUCCACACAUCAAUCGGCAAAUAGAUGACAAAUAUUACUGUUUUCAAAGACAUCAACAAGCAAGUUAAUUACACACACAAAAACACACACACACACAGAAAAUAAAUUAAAACGUGUUCAUAGACAGAUUAGCAUGUUAACACAUUUAGGAUAUUUUGCCCCGGCAAAGCCAAUCCACAUUCAUUAAAAUACAAUUCGCUUACAAAA